Molecule: messenger RNA, 4369 nt
Organism: Haplochromis burtoni (Burton's mouthbrooder)
Lineage: Eukaryota; Metazoa; Chordata; Actinopteri; Cichliformes; Cichlidae
Gene: tmem255a
Product: transmembrane protein 255A
Exons: 8
Coding region: 1278-2126 (282 amino acids)
Source: RefSeq, a predicted model, not a curated record
UCAAGCAACUUAAAGAAGUCCAGACGCUUUUCUUUGCAAGCUCCUUUGACUACGAUGACCUAGAUGAUUGAGGACCUUCACAGACUUUUUUUCAGAUUGUUUUUACUGACCUUAAAGGACAGUUUGAAAGUGACCAUUUAUGUGGUUCUUUCUAUAUGUUGAGAAUACAAACCUGAGACAUAGUUUCCAAGUUACUGAGGCUUCUUGUCAGUUUUCAACCAAUACAUCAUUAAGUUGCCCUUGAAGAAUUUGGUGGCUGUAAGCCAAAUCUUAUUUAAUUUUUCUUUAUGAGAAUUCAUUCAAAACUUUUCCAGCUAUCGUGCUUACAGACAGAAUGACACGCACACAAAUGCUACUAAAAACAUUAACUCUUUGGUGGUUUUUAAAUGUGAUUGUUAAAGCUGACCAAUCAUCUUUUUUUUACUCUCUGACAACAAGACAGUCUCAUAGCAGUUUGUGAUAACAGCUGACCUACUCGUCCAUGUUUCUGCAGACAUAAAUUGUCCAUCCUUCUUACCGUGUUCCUGAACACAAUUUUUUUGGCUGCCAUGUUGACACUUCCCCUCUGAAGAGUGUGGACAAAAAUGCAACAUUUCAUAUUCAUUAACAAAUCGAUGGCUGUUUCCUGUGUAUUUCACAUUCUGCUAUGAGACGAGGCUGUUUAUGUACUCUACAUAUUGGUCAAUUCCACAAAGUGAUAGAUAAUGAGGUCACAUAAGUGGUGCAUGUGAGCUAAACGCUCAGGCUUCAGUUUGCUCUGAACAUUUAGUUCCCUUUUUUUCUACUAUUGGAUUUUUAUGAUAUAAAAGAAAGAAGGCUUCCCCUUAAUAUGGUGAUCUCAGGGAUACAGCUCUGGGUGUGAGCACAGGAGGUCUGCCCACCUUCUGUGUGUGAGGGGCAGCCAAUCAGAGAAUAGGCAGCAUAAAAAAAGAGGGGUGGGGGGGACUUCAGAGUUUCUGCACAAGGUACACAAGAGAUUAGUUUGAACUUUGACUCAUGAAAAGCUACUUUAGUAAUCUCCAAGAACAACCACGUCCACUUUUAAAAGGUCAGAGGAGCUUCAGCCUUUCAAUCUGGGCUCAGAUCUGAUUGUAGAAACUGUACCUCAAGCUGCUCAGUCUGUGGUGUCACUUCACACUCCCUCCCUCCUCUGUGGUGGGGCGGCUCCAGAGGAGUGGGGUGAUGUGUAACCGAAUACUGGCUGUGUUUCACCGAAGACUGAAAAGAGAAGAGGUCUGUGGAUGGGUUUAGGUAAAGGGUUGCACUGCGAGUGCUAGAUGUUUCCACUAACUGGAUCUGAACUGUACUUCUGCACAGAUAUACAUGAGUGUACUGCAAUUUCAGCUGGUUUAAGGCCACUGUUAGUGGCAUCCAUUGUCUUCAUCAGCUUUGGAGUGGUGGCUGCCUUCUGCUGUGCCAUCGUCGAUGGAGUAUUUGCAGCGAGGCACAUUGACCUCAGGCCUCUGUACGCGGGCCGCUGUGCUUAUCACACCAGUGACACGGCGUCUGAGCAUGAUGUGCCAUGUCAUACAUCCUGUAACCUGCGAGUGAAGAGCAACACCUGCUACUGCUGCGACCUCUACAACUGCGGGAAAGAACAUCCUCUUAUGGGACCUCAGAAUAAAGAUGUUUUGAAAAAGUUUAAGAAAUCAUCCAUGAUUUGGAAGCCUAGCCGUGUUGAGUUAAUGGGAGGCUACCAUGAAUAUACAGAUGUGAAAAGCUGCCAGGACGUCAUACACCUCUACCACCUCUUGUGGUCGGCUACGAUCCUCAACAUCGUGGCCCUCUUCCUGGGCAUCAUUACUGCAGCAGUGCUGGGAGGCUUCAAAGACAUGACACCUGCCCCUGCCUCAGAGAGCACAUCUGAACCAGAGGCCAUCACAGCUCCAGUCCCCUCAGAGAUUCCCCCGCCCGUCACGUCUCUCAACCCAUAUUACAACACCGCCCCCUGCCUGCCACCGUACUCGGCCUACGACCUGCAGGGCUCCUAUGUGUUCCCUGACUCUUCAGGCCUGUCAGACGAUUCCCAGUCUGGAGCCAGCCACCUCUGGCCUACAAUGAUCCCUCCACGCUACUCCCCUCCUCACAACCUUCCAGAUGAGAAGCCCCCACCAUACAGCCCGUAAGACAGCUGCGAGAAAAGGAAACACCUGAAACAUCAUCGGGUGUUUGCACAGUUCCUCUGGACUUUUCUUCAUAAUCCUUCAGAAGAGUGUUGAAGACAAAGAGGCGAGGAAGGGGAGGAGAGCCACAGAGCACACUAACUUUGACUUCAGCCCAAGGCGAGGGAGACAGCAUUCGUCUCCCCGGGCACCGCUCACACUCUUCUGGCCUGCACUGUGUGUGUUUGUGCACAUGCACAUCGAGAGAGACAACCUGGUCAAAGCCAGGACUGUUUACACAUCUAUCUGCCUUAUGCAACGUAAACAGACUUCCAGUGUUAGAUGUAUUCUGUAAAAGGACAAAACGACAGAGCUCAUGCUUUACAUUCACCUCUCUUUUGCAGAAACUGUAAAUGCUUCCUCCAUCAAGAUGGAGAUCCCGUCCUCACUGGGAGGAUGAGUGCAGCUACAUGUGCAAGGUCGACGUUGAGCUAGGUGAAAGCUUUGGCAUAUUUCUUAAAAUCUGAAUCAGCUAGAUAAUUCCAAACUUAAAAAUUGUAGGCCCGGGCGUUUGUUUCUGUAGCAGUUAAUAGUGUCCCUGUGCAUUAUUACAGGCAGAGUUAGCAGAACUGGAGGUAUUACAUGCUCAUAAUGUAUGUGCAGCAGUAUAAUAUGCAGUUAGGCCUAGCAUAUACAAACAGACCAAGAUUCCUAUUUAUCAAAUCUUCACGUUAUGUUUAAGAAUAUCCUGAUCAGUGUGUGCAGAGCAGCAUUAAUGAAGAAAUAAGCUAUUGUACCUACAGUAGUUGUUGAGGAUAAUCAGAUACCAGUUACACUCCAAACCUCAUUUACUGUGUUUCCACUAAAAGCAGCAAAGCAGGUAAGCAUCAUAUAUGUGUCUCUCUCUUUGUCAAGUAGCAGUAGUAGCACGUUUGUGUCAGAAGGGUCAUUCCAUAUAAAAUCAGUCAAACCUGAUCCACCGAAUCUGCUGAGGGUUUGUUGUGCAGACAAAGAAAAAUAGGUGAAAUCCAUCUUCAAGAAGCAAAAAAAAGGUCCAGCGCGAUCAUUUCAGUAGAUUAGACAGAAUCUAAAAUUAUCAGACACCUACCAAAGGCUGCAACUUCACAGGUGUUAUACAACACUAGAUGUCAGUUUUCAAACAUAAGGAAUCACGGCUAGAGGCUGAGGACUAAAUGGAGGGAAAAAUGAAACGUUUCAUAAGCUAUUACCUGUUUGAAAUCCUACAAAGUGAUAUGACCAUUUAAAAGUUACCCGCAAUGCAUUUUUGAGGUUUUCUCCAACAAAUUCUCAGAAAACAUCCAGGAUACCAACAACACUUGUUUCUGUUCCUCGCGUGCAAUUUGGACUGGAGCUAUCACAUGAUACUGAUUAGGUAUAUUGAUUAUAAAGAAAUAGAUCAGACCAAAAACAUAAAUUUAGCUUUGGAUCCUGUACUGAAAUUUCACCUGGUUAGCUCCAGUACUUAAGAAGUGAAAUAAUAAGCCCAUCUAAGAAUACAAAUGUGAGUGUGGCCAUCAUUAAAGCCUGUGGUCGAUAGCAAUCAGUUUGCAAGUUUAAGUCUACUUGAAUUCAUUUACACAAAACCAAACACUCAGCAGUUAAUGGUUAUAGAUAGAAACGUGUGGCAUACAGUAACCAAUUAAUAUACACAUUAAAAUGUUUAUAGAUUAUUAUAAUAUGCACAAUUAAAAUAACUGAAUUGGCAGAUUCAUAAAAUCUAAUUUAAUCUUCUAGGACAGACUGCUUGCAGAUACAAUGACCAAUAAGCCUCCAUGCCUGUACGCCAUUUUCAGCCUCUAUUAGCCUUCCCACAUAACAAAAUCCCCAGCACAUGACACAUAUGCUGACAUUCAUGUAGAUAUAUUUUUUGUUGUUGAGUUUUUAGUGGCUCAGCACCCGUUAAUCCGAUUUUUCGUUCACUUAAAAAGCGCCAGUUUUUCGACCUGCCCUCAUGUACGUUAAUCUGAACAUUUUAUAGUACGAAGGAAACAUUUCCCCUGAAGUUAUUGUGCACAUUAAACUAUCCUCUUCUUAAGGGGUUCAGGUUGGAGCCUCACUCUGGUUUUUCUUUUUCUAUGGAAUGACCCAGGAGUUUGUGAGGCUCAGUGUGAACAGUCAGUGCUGGAUUCGCUGAUAUGAAACCUCGUCAAUGUCCAAGAAAGCAGUCACUGUCAGCUUUGAUCACGGCUUUUCCAAAUUUAAACUGCAUUCUUCUUCGUCACGUCAUUAAAACUUGUUUUAUGUAA